Pocillopora verrucosa is the source of this 3712-nucleotide messenger RNA. RefSeq lists its product as uncharacterized. NCBI's taxonomy places the organism in Eukaryota, Metazoa, Cnidaria, Anthozoa, Scleractinia, Pocilloporidae. The record is from RefSeq and is a predicted model, not a curated record.
ACUGAAGUAAAGUGACUCACUUUGUCCCUACAUUGCAGUACAAAUCUGCGCUUUUUGGACAAAGUUAAGGCGGAAUUGAAGAUUUUGACACUGAGCCAAGAAUCUAGACUAAAUACUGAUGCGGUCUGUCCGUUUCCUUUGACUUCACAGCGAGGGAUUUUUAAGUUAUCUGUCGAGCUGGUUAGUCGCACUAACAUACAGGCUUUGAGCAUCUAUCGGGCCGUCGGCUCCUAAGAUACUACACAGAGUGCAACUACAUUAGACUUUAUGAUGUCUUUGGAAACUGCAGCAGAAGGGGUAGAGGAGAAGAAACAGUCACCUAAAUGUGGAAGGCUCGUAUUUCGUGGAGUUGAACUAGCAUAUCUGAAUAUCGACGGUGAAUUCUUGUUGCCUUUGGCGGAACUGUUGGCUUUGAUUUUGCCAUCAACACCGCGCACAACGUUAUUUACUAGGAUGGAAAAAAUGAAAGUUCGAAGGCAUUUCUGCGAUCCUGAAGAAAUCAAACUGCUAAAAACAGUAAAUGGAAUUCACGGUUCGUCUGCCAACUGCACCCUACUUUCCAAAACAGAAGUAGAGAAAUAUUGUUCAAUCUAUAUCGACAAGCCUAGCGAACUGAAUCUAACGAGAGCGGGGGAUGUAUAUCCAGAGCCAUUCGGAAGAGAAAGUGAUCGAAGGGAAAACGGUCGUAAAGACAGGGAGUGCACUGAAACGACCCACCAAAACAACAAAGCAAUUCGGAACAAAUCAGCAGUGCUUGAUAAACACAAGAAAUUGACGCCGCUUAAACGUAACCUAACGUUAACGAAAUUCGCUAAAGGGAAGAAGCUAAAAUUGCGCUCGGAAGCUGAUUGUCAAGUAAAUAAAACAUUAACGGACAAUACAACUUGUGCGGCCAUUGACGGAGAUCUAACUUCUGGAAACGUUAAUGAAUGCGGGGAAGGUUUUCUGGUCGUUCCGCCGUGUUCUUUACGUAAGGUGCAGAAUUGUACACAAACGCAAGCCUUCGAUAAACUUACUGUGAGCAAGAAACGCAUAAACAAGCGUGACAGUGUGGAUGGGAACAAAACGAUGCGUAAAUGGACUUCAGGGAAGAAAAGACCGGCUAAUGAUUUGGACAAACGGGAAGUUUUUGGAUCGCCAUUGAAAAUUCCCAAGAGGAGGGAGUUAAAUAGACAUGUGGAAACCGACAAAGUAGUAAAUGGAACGGGUCAAUUUCGUUUUCAUCGUUGCUCGUCGAAGAAGCAAGAUGUUGACUCUCUCAUUUCUGAUUCAUCGUCUAAUGACAGCGGCUUCGCGUCGACGUCGUUGUCAAAUGCAAGUACACCAACGAAAACUGAUUUUUCAGCUGGUGAGCUGACCAGGUUGUGGAGAAAAGACGUCGACACAAAGAAAUUCUCUUCUCCGUUAAAAAUCACCACACCAAAGAAGAACAGAUCAAGCGAGGAAGACUAUGGAAAAAGCUUGACUCUAUCGCCUCCAGCUUUAUUGUUAAAGCGAUUUGAAGAUUCUUGGCUGGUGGAACAAAAAAGCCCCGUCAGUGCAAAGUUCGCGGGAACAAAAGUCUUGCCUAUAGAUAAAACGAAGCCCAAAACAAAGAAGAAAGCAAGCUUGACGCCAUUAUUUGAAGAAGUUUGCAGACCAGUGAAACCUCUUUCUGAUAAAAAACAAGUGAAGAAGAAAAAGAAAAGUCUCAGGAAACCACCAAGUUUGAUAGAGGAAAUCGGAAGCCGCGAAACACUUAUCACCAACGAUUUAAUCGUUGAGGAAAGGCACGACGUCAAAGGAUUUGACAAGAAACCGAAGCGAAAAGACAAACUUCUUACGCUCAAAUCUCGUAAAGGCCAAACUUUGUUUAACGGACAAGUUUUCAGGUCGAACAAAAAUGCUGACGUUUCAGCUAAAAAAGAAAAGAAUCCAGAAUACUUUCAUCGAAAAAUGGCCAGUCCCGUAAUCAAAGUUGACGGUUAUUUACCAACACAUGAGGAACUAUUGAAAAAGGACAAGGUACUUGAAAGACUAGUCGGUAAUGCGUUAGCCAAAUUCUUUGCUCCGGAAUCAACGGAGCCUGCUCCGUUACCAGACAAAGUCGACAAACCAAAAGCAAAGAAAACAAAGAUUGCAGGAAUAGCAAAGCCUGUUUUAAAAACAAGCUCCCAUUUUAAACUUUCAAAUUUGUUCCCUGUCACUUCGCCUCUAACUCUUCAAGAUGGAGGUUUGAGUCCGUUGUUCACCAUGUCCUGUCCGAAAGGAAGCAAACCAGAUUCCAACCAUGCUCUGUGGAAAUGGAACCUUGGCGGCCCAGUCGUUCGCGAUUCUCCAGAUUUCUUAAAACCAAAAAUAUUAAAUAAGAAACCGGUUUCUACGUUAAAGCUAAGUGUUAACAAGGUGCCAAAACUCAAACGCAAGCGGAUGAAACCGUUGGCGAAUAAAAACCCGCCAUCGCUUUGGCGUGCAUCUGUUGAUAACGACACCACGAGUGUUUCCUUCCCGGCCGACUCAGCGAAAGAAAGUGUUUCAAAUACUACAGAGACUGAAAUUGUCCAUUGUCAAGUCAAGUCUGAUGCUGUUUCGUGUUCAGCCGCAGUGAAAGUGAGUUAACACAGGAGAAGUUACUUUGCAUGCUAGACACGAAUUGCUAUGCUACAUAAUUUAACCUUUGCACAAAAAAUAAGCUUUCUUCAUAUUGAUAAGUCUAUCUUUUCUUCAAAUUUGUUUGAAACCGUUGUAGAAAAAGCUAAUACCCUCGAAUUUCAUAUAUUUUUGGCCUGUUGAGUUAUUUACCCCACUCAUUUAUUUCGAAGUUAGCUUUAACACAACCAAUGUAACAAGUCCCGUUACACUUCGAAACAUGUGUCUGUAUCAGAUUGCAGCGAAGGGAUUUUGUCAAGUUAAAACUGGCCUAUUUGGCUGACAUAUUCUUCCGAAGUCUUCAUAUGAAUUUUAAAUGUUCGAAAAUGUCACUUUUAUGUUUCCGAUUUUCAUCAUUGCAUAAUGUUUUCAAGGAUUGAUGAGGAAAAACACACUCUAGGGUCUGUUAGCUAUGUUGGUUCUUCAUAAAUUGAACACUCUCUGAUCACUGAAUUUUUCAGUCAAACGUUUAUUUAAACUUUUCCUGAAAUCAUUCAUAGGUAAAUUAUUUUGUAGAAAUUGAGAUACUUAAGAACAGUCUUCAAGGCAACAAAGGUGAUAAUCUCUUAUUCGUCAAGGUUUUGUUUAUAUAAAGGAAAUAUUUUAAAAGGUUGAUCUGUUUUUCAUACGUAACUUUUCGUUUUAGAUUGAUCAAAACUUAUAGUUUGUAUGUUAUCACCUUUCUGUUAUUAUUAAAGUAAGUAUGUUGUCUGCUUUAAUAAUUUCUUGAUGUCUCAACAUUUCUUUAAGUAGAUUUUUACCCCUUUUAUCCAAAUCAUGAUUACUAAUUAAUGUGUUGUGGUUUGAAAUAAUUGUUGCUUGAAAAAGUUAGAACCAUUUUAAUUUUUAUUUUCCAAUAUUUUUCUUGAAAUUUUGUCUUAUUGUGAUCCAAGUGAAGUUUAGGUAUGAUCCAUGACAGAGAUAGAUAUGAACUUGAGAUAUGCCCCGACACAUAAUUCUGUAAUUCCUUAACAUCACUGAAUGCCUAGGUAAGAAUAGUGUAAUUUUUCCUCAAAAUUCAUUUCAUAAUGUGUCACAAACUUUGAGCAUGAUGAAGAUCCAAUAAAAUACACAAGUUAUUGAU